Pseudophryne corroboree (corroboree frog) is the source of this 5685-nucleotide messenger RNA. It is a transcript of the gene RAB30, whose product is annotated as RAB30, member RAS oncogene family. Gene Ontology annotation, cellular component: trans-Golgi network; Golgi cisterna. Lineage: Eukaryota; Metazoa; Chordata; Amphibia; Anura; Myobatrachidae. Gene Ontology annotation, molecular function: GTPase activity; GTP binding. The transcript has 6 exons. Bases 312 to 923 code for a protein of 203 amino acids. The record is from RefSeq and is a predicted model, not a curated record. Gene Ontology annotation, biological process: Rab protein signal transduction; vesicle-mediated transport.
GAUGUCAUUAUAAGAAAGCAGAGAGAGAACUCCUGUGCAUUCAUUGUGCAUGGAGCAUUAUUAGUAAGGGGGCUGCAUCCAUCCACCCACCCACCACACAUCACCAAUGCCCUGGUGGUGAUCAGACCUGCACACCCUCUUCUUCUGUAUGCAUCCCACUCAAGCGCCUUCAUUACCCGCUGUGAGCGGGAGGCAGAGAGAUGAACGGAUUGUCUUCAGCACGACGGCUGGAGUAAUUGUGCAUCAGGCCAGCUACCAGAGGUCUCCAGCCAACCCAGAGUGUAACGCUUGUAAAGCCUGGAGCUGUGUAAAUGAGUAUGGAAGAUUAUGAUUUCCUAUUCAAGAUUGUACUAAUUGGAAAUGCUGGGGUAGGGAAGACCUGUCUAGUACGGAGGUUUACCCAGGGUCUCUUCCCCCCAGGCCAGGGGGCCACCAUUGGGGUAGAUUUUAUGAUCAAAACUGUGGAAAUUAAGGGUGAAAAAAUAAAGCUGCAGAUAUGGGACACGGCCGGGCAGGAGAGAUUUCGGUCCAUCACACAGAGCUAUUACCGCAGUGCCAACGCCUUGAUUUUAACCUAUGACAUAACCUGCGAGGAGUCUUUCCGCUGCCUUCCGGAGUGGCUGCGGGAGAUAGAACAAUACGCCAAUAAUGAGGUCAUCACUGUGCUUGUGGGAAACAAGAUUGACUUGGCAGAGAGAAGGGAGGUCUCCCAGCAAAGAGCCGAAGAGUUUGCAGGUUCCCAAAACAUGUAUUACCUUGAAACCUCUGCCAAAGAGUCCGACAACGUGGAGAAACUGUUCCUAGACUUAGCGUGCCGCCUGAUCAGCGAGGCCCGGCAAAACGCGUUGGUAAACAGUGUGGACUCCUCCUUGCCUGGAGAGGGAAAAAACAUCAGCUAUUUGAACUGCUGUAACUUCAAUUAGCCAAGAGCUUGAUGUGUUUCCAAGCAAGCAAACAAAAACAUUCAGCGUGGGCCGAGAGUUUUUGAGGAGGUGGAUUCUCUCUGAGGAACGUUGCAGCAAUUCUGCCCAUAGCAGGCCGGUUUCAGAGUCUCAGCAUAGGGGACCACACGCAAGUCACCGCAAGCCGCGUGACGCACGGCUCAGGGCAGGACAGAAAAGUUGUGAGUCCUGUCGGCAAGUCAUGGGUACAACUAGACAAAACUAUAUACAUAUAUGACGAAACGGUGCGUAAGUCAGGGUUACUCUCUCUCUUUUUGUUUAUGCUUAGUAGGUAGAAGAACGUCUUCAAUGAAGUCCGGAUAUAACUGUCUUUGUCAGACCAAGAGAAAGGGCAACUUCUACACAAUUAACAAGUUUUAUAAUGUUAUUAUUUGGAAUGCUAGCACCACUUUUAAAGAGAUGGAUGUAACGUUUGAGACGGAAAGUGAUCUUUGUCCUGGAUUUUAAAUGAAUUAAAAACUGAAUUUUUAAUGCUUUGCUUGAACCGUUAACAGCAGCUUUUCAUUGACUGUCAUACUCCGGAAAAUACGUUUGAUUCUUAUUUUGCGUUUUUACCCUUAAGAAACUCCAGCACAUAACUUGGCCGCUAGUAUCAACCCUUUUGCCAAAUAGAGGAAAGAAUGUUUGUGUUUUACAGAGGAGAGAAAUGUACUGUGUAAUAGGAUAGGCCAGAGCCAGGGGGAACUGGGAGGACGCAAUUCCUGCGUCGGCACUAAUUAUUGUACUAAGAGCGACGACCACUUUUAGGGCUUAUUUAAUAAAAUAGAGGAAGUAGAACCACAGUUACCCCUAGCUACCAAUUAUAUGUGGACCAUACGGUGCGAAAUCUCUGUGAAAAAGGCUAAGCUGUAAAUAGGUGUGGCACACGGUGAAUGCGAUUAACCAGUGUGGGGAGCGUUGAUUCCUAUUGGAAGUUUACAGCAGAAAUGAUCUACGCAGUGCACGUUACCGUAAAAAAAUUGACACCAGAUAUAGGUGAUUUGCCGAAGACGUGGUCACUUACCGGUACUGUAAAAAUGUAAAUAUUUAGUAUAUAUGGAGCGCGGUUUGGUAGAGGUGGUAGCGUGCACAUCAAUAUGUCUCAGUGUAAGUCCAUGUGCCAGUUUAUUCUCACAUUCCCAUGUGUAUAUGAGGUUUCACAUCGCCCCCAACCAUUUGUCCCUGAUAUCUCGGGAUCCGCUGCCGGUGUAGAACUCAGGAGGAAGUUCCCAGCGCAAAGAGGUUUUACUUUCUGCUGACAUCGGCAGCUAACAGCUGGUAUGUGAUUCGUUGCUAUAGGUUACGACUAGCAAUGCUGAGAGAGGAAGGAUGGGUACAGAGUAUCUGGACAUGUGGCCUGCUUUUGGUGGCCCAGCAGUGGCAAAUUAUUCAGGUAGAUAUAGCACCUACCUGGGGCCUAUGACUAGAGGCUAAGGGGUCUAUUUACUAAGCUUUGGAUGGAGAUAAAGUACCAGCCAAUCAGCUCCUGUCAUGUUACAGUCUGGAUUUUAAUAAUGACAGGAACUGGUAGGUUGGUGCUUUAACUCUGUUCACUUUAUUUCCGUCCAAGGCUUAGUAAAUAGACACCUAUAUGCCUGAUGGGGAUCCGGUCUGAAGAUCGACAGUGUCUAGGUCGACAAUGUUUAGGUCGACCACUAUAGGUCGACAGUCACUAGGUCGACAUGGAUAGAAGGUCGACAGGGUUUCUAGGUCGACAUGUGCUAGGUCGACAGGUCUAAAGGUCGACGUGAGUUUUUCACAUUUUUUUUCUUUUUUUGAAUUUUUUCAUACUUAACGAUCCACGUGGACUACGAUUGGAACGGUAAAGUGUGCCGAGCGAAGCGGUAGCGGAGCGAAGGCACCAUGCCCGCGAGCCAUGCGAGGGGACGCGGUGCACUAAUUUGGGAUCCCGGUCACUCUACGAAGAAAACGACACAAAAAAUAAUAAUCCUCAUGUCGACCUUUAGACCUGUCGACCUAGCACAUGUCGACCUAGAAACCCUGUCGACCUUCCAUGUCGACCUAGUGACUGUCGACCUAUAGUGAUCGACCUAAACAUUGUCGACCUAGACACUGUCGAUUUGAUGAACCACACCCUGCCUGAUGAUAGGUGGGGUCAGGCGACUGCAUGGACCAAAAUCUUCCUAUUGGUCUGCGGGGUUACCCUAAUACGUGCAGUGCGCGCGUCUUCACGCAUAGCUUCGAGAGGGUCCCAAAAGCUGCCAACUCCUCUGGGCCCCAGUGUACUCUCAGUGGCCCCCGUUACGGCACAUCAGUGCCCAUAGCACCAUGUUAUUACAUAAACAAAAUGGCCGAUAUAUCGGUGUACUGCGUAUUCGCGUUACUAAACUUGAAUAAUACUAUGCCGGAAUUAAAACGGAUCUAUAGCAGACCUGUCACCCUGUAAUGACGCUGAGGGCAAAUUGGUUACAUUGAUAUACUCAAUUUGUCUGAAAUUAUGUGUCUGUAUGUUUUCCGGCGUUUGGGCGCAAAUGGUCAGUUGUGGGAUAACAAGACUCAGAUUCAGAAGCUUUAUAGUAAUAUACUGGGCAAUAGGACUUAUGAAAACUAGAGGUAACCCAUAGCAACAAGUCAGCAGUGCCUUGUGGUCUAACCUGUAUCUGGUAGCUAUGGUUACAGUACAUUCUCCCUGGGCACUAGAAAUGCUCAUUAUUCAAAUACCGUUGUGAUUUUCAGACAAAAUUAUGUUAUAGAACAUACACAUAAUUAAUUCCCUUUUCUGUGUCUUAUUUUGUAAAAUAGAUUACCUCAAGUAAGUCUAUAUUUCCCCUACAUCUGGGUAACUGUGUCUAACAGACAACUUUUAGUAAUCAUGGCUGUUAAUUAAUAACUUCAAUUGUUUCAUUGUUAAGUGGAAUUUAUGAAUCCACAAACUGGAUGUAAAAUUCUUUGCUAUAUAUUUCCUCAGAAAUGGUUUAUAUGUCCGAUCCACCCUGUAGGGUAAUGCGGCCCAUACAUCUACUAGUCCGACUCCCCGCUCUGCCAGUCCGGUCUGAUCACUGGUCCGAUUGCCAGCCAUCGAUGAACACAGAUUUUUCGGGAAAUCAGGGAUAUUGAACAUGCUCCGACUUUCCGAUCGUGACCAUUUUUUAGUCAGAACCAGCCAAUCGGGGUAAUCCAACAGUUGGAUUUGUCAGAUCCCCUGACCCCAGCAGAAUAAGGAACUGUCCCGAUACAUGCUAGAUGUACGGGCCCCAUAACAUCCUGUAUAUGCAUGUCUUUCUUUAAUCUAACAAGUUAAACAUCAUAAUUAAGAAAGCACAUAGCGCCACCUACAGGUUGUAUUUAAGUGCUGCACCCAAAGAAAUUCCAGACAGUCUUUUUAUUAGUUUUCCAAUCACUUUUGUAUAAUGCAUCCCCAAACAUAGAGAGUUUCAGCAAAACAAGCCAUAGUUACUUAUUAAACAUAUGCAAAGCUGACAUGAAUUAAAUAAAAAUAAAAUGCCAUUACACUCCUGUUAUUAGACUGCCUCAGAGUCAGAUCAUCCAUUCGGCUAAGCCUGGCCAACCUGUGGCCCUCCGGUUGUUGUGAAACUACAAGUCCCAGCAUGCCUUGCCAAAGUUUUGCUAUUCGGGAAUGCUAAACUGUGGAAGGAUAUGCUGGGACUUGUAGUUUCACAACAACUGGAGAGCCAUAGGAUGGCUACCUGGAGGGCCCAGCGUACUCUAAUGCAUUUUUUUUUUCUUUUUUACAUAUGAAUGGGGAAGUGCUGGCCCCAACCAGUAUCUAGCCCGCCUAGGGCCCUGUGGGUUUUUAAUCGGGCCCAUAUAUUAAAGCUGCAUUCUCAUGAAUAUUGCUUCAAGAUAGAAAAUGGCUGCUUCUUCUCUGCGAUGCAACUUGUAAUAUAUAAUAUGCUAGCCAUUUCUUUUAGAAAUAUAUGUUUCUUAGUACUAUUUAAUUAUUUCUUAUGUGUUUCCCCCCUUCCUGCUGGUGUUUCCUGGGAAAUGCCAUUAACAUCAAUAUGCAAAUGAGCUAUGAGACAGACUGAGCAGGUCAAAUAAAAAAAUCAAAAUAUCUCCUGCCGCUGUAGCUUUAAGAGUAAUGCAAAAGUAAAAUCAACAGAGUUGGUGGUCUUUCCAGAUACCAUAUUAAAGAACUGAAAGUAUGGCUGACUGUGAAAAUGAUGGGUCUGCUUUAAUUUGCGUUGCAUAUGUAUUUAGUACAGAAUAAUUCAUUUACGUAUGACUCUCCCACAUGGGGAUAAACAAGUUUGUUUGUUUCCCAUUUCCAUUUGUAGGGUUAUAAAUAUGCAAAUUGCAAGCCCCACCCACUCAAUUAACAUAAUUCUGUGAUGUUACUCCAGUGGCCAUGGAAUGGGGGAGGGGCAUUAGCAAUACUUGCAGGCGGAGCAUUCCUUUGUUAUGCAUACCUCAUACACCUACCAACGGUUUUGACAUUACCCGUAGUGAAAAUAGUAUUCUCCUGGCCCAUUUUGGAAUCUUGUCUUCCCGUCAUUCUCACCAAGACAGUACAGACUGCAGAGGCCAUUAGACGCGCAAAUAUUGGGAUCAUUAUAUAACCUUUUAUCAGAUUCACAGUAACAGGUAGGUCACAGCAGACUCCAAGCAGCGGCACUGUUAAACUUUUUCUAUUAUUUCACAUUUAUUAUGAAUGUAUUUGGUAUGUAUUUGUCUGUUCCUUAAUGCUGUAUAAUUUAGGAGCUUUGGAUGACAUCUUUUUUUUAUAUAUAAAUAAUAAUAAAAAAAAUACUGAUUAAAUUUG